AUGAUAAUUAGUUUUGUCACCUAUCGAUUUUUGUCAAUCAUAAUUGGAAUAUUAUUACCAUCGUACAAAACAUAUAAAGCAAUUAAAUAUCAACUCUCUGAACAAUAUUUAACUUUACUCUGUUAUUGGAUUGUAUUUAGUUUCUAUCAUUUAUAUGAAAUUUUUCUUGAUCAAAUUCUUUCUCUUAUAUUUCCGUUUUAUUACGAGAUAAAAUUAUUAAUAAUUUAUUGGUUAGCAUGUAAAAAUGGUGCACAAAUUUUAUUUAAUCGAUUUCUUUUACCAUAUGUAACAAAACAUGAACAAGAUAUUGAUUAUAUAUUUAAUCAUACAAUUAAUCGAUUUAUACCAAAAUUAUGUGAAUUAUCAUUGAAAACAAUUGUAACAACAUCGCAAAUUGUCUUUAAUCGAUCAAAUGGUACUGUUGCGUCCACUUCAUUAACAAAAUAUUGCAGUAUACCGAAUACUGAGCCCAUAACCGGUGAACGUUCAACAGAUUUAAUUUCACGCGUUAAAAAAAUUAUUGAUAAUCAAAAUAAUCUACUUGAAGAUUAUCAACAACACCAUGGUGAUGAGAAAAUAUUAUUAAAAACAUAUUUAAAUGAAAAUCGUACGGCAAAAAAACCAUCGAAAGAAUUUCAUAUAACAAAUUUUGCUGAACAACAACACAAUUAUAUACAUCGACGACAUAGUAGCACAGUUAAAAAUAGAUGA
Molecule: messenger RNA, 711 nt
Organism: Didymodactylos carnosus
Lineage: Eukaryota; Metazoa; Rotifera; Eurotatoria; Philodinida; Philodinidae
Source: the annotation of a GenBank genome assembly